This is a messenger RNA of Rhipicephalus microplus (southern cattle tick), 5638 nucleotides long. RefSeq names its product latrophilin Cirl. Gene Ontology annotation, molecular function: carbohydrate binding; G protein-coupled receptor activity. The record is from RefSeq and is a predicted model, not a curated record. Gene Ontology annotation, cellular component: plasma membrane. Gene Ontology annotation, biological process: cell surface receptor signaling pathway; G protein-coupled receptor signaling pathway. Lineage: Eukaryota; Metazoa; Arthropoda; Arachnida; Ixodida; Ixodidae.
GAGUUUUGUCUGCGCUGCGUUUCGCUCGUCCCGAACGUCGGGAGUUGGGAUGAUGGUGUACCUUGCACCGUAUCGCCUCUGUGACGUCGGUGUCAACGGGACUGUCACCGGCCAUCGACGAGUGUGCUGAAGGCUUGCAAGGAGCCGGCUGAGCUUUCUUGUGUGUUAGGUGUAUUCGCUCUACCCCGGAUUGAUCGAUUGAUCGGCUACGUCUGGUGAUACGGAUCGUACUACCCUUGUUCUCUUUUUUCAAUUUUUUUUUUCACCCUUCGUGAUUCCCCUUGGAUACACGCCGGGUGCCUUUGCGACGCGAUGGCGACCUGUCGCCGACUCCUUUGCGCCGCGGUGUUUCUACUGAUCGCAGAGGCCACCGUCGCAGUGCUUACCGUUUCCCUACCCAACUAUUCAAUAAGGCCACCCCAGUUGGGCAGAGAGCGCAUCCGGUAUACGACGGAGUACACGUGCGAAGGUCGCGAGCUGAACAUCUCGUGCCCGGAGAACUACCAGAUUCACCUGGUUCGCGCCAACUACGGCCGGCUCAGCAUCGGCAUCUGCAACGACUUCGGUCGGCUCGACUGGAGCGUCAACUGCAUGUCCUACAAGUCCUUCCUCAUCAUGCAGGACAGGUGCGCACACAAGUCAAGUUGCGGUACGCACGUGUCCAGCAGUCUCUUCGGGGAUCCCUGUCCUGGUACUCUCAAGUACCUGGAGAUGCAGUACCACUGCGUGCUCGCUACCGCUUCGCCGACGCCGUCCGGGGGCGCCAAGGAGCACCCAAGGCCUCCGCUUCACGGACCGGCCGUGACGAACGCCACCUCGCACCCGCAACAGCUGGGACCGCGGGACCGACCCACGGCGUCGCCCAACCUCAACGUCCCGAACAUACACAGGUCCAAGCAGGAUGGCUACGCACCGGUUGCGACGUCGAAGCGACCGGCGCCGAGUACGACGGUUCCUACGACAACGACCUCUACGACGACCACCGCGACGCCGUCCACCCCGGCGCCGACGACGUCUCGUCAAACGUCGACCACGGCGGCUUCACCGAUGCGACCGGGAGUCGGGGGCGAUGAAGACGACGGCGAUGACCUGAGGCCUGACGUGCGCGACUUCAACAGGAACCGAUACCCGACGCCGGACUCUAGACCGCCGUGGCGCGGAUUCACGCCUUUCGCAACGGGACAGCCAGGUGGCGCUGUCACGGACGACCCGUCGUUCGACGCGACUCCUGGCGGCGGUGCCGAGGAGUACUGCGCGCCCACCACUUCCCGGGAGCUCUCGUGGAACUGGACCAGAGCUGGAAACACGGCUGUGCAAAAGUGUCCCGGCGGAGCCACCGGUGUGGCGAAGUGGAAAUGCAGUCGCGUCGGUCUUCGCUGGGUUCCGGACAAACCGGACCUCCGGCUCUGCCGCUCCCUCUGGGUGGAGAACCUUCGAGAGAGGCUGGAGAGCGGCGAGUCGAUCAUCAGCGUGGCCAUCGACCUGUCGCUGAUGACGCAGACCAAGUGGCUGUUCAGCCAGGACGUCAAGCACAUCGCGGCCAUUGUGCAGCAGAUGCUCUCCAAGGCCGUCAGCAGCAUGGAGACAUUCCUGGACGCCUGGCACCGGGAGCAGGUCUUCAAGGAACUGCUAGACGCCAUCUCUGAAACGGCCAGCAACCUGCUGGAACUGAAGCAGAGGCCAGCGUGGCAGGACCUAAGCUCGGCUGACCAGAAGCAAGUGCUGACCAUGCUCAUGGCAGCCCUGGAGGAGAGUGCUCUGCUCCUGGCCGAGUCAUUCUCGAGCGAGUCGUUCUUUCCCGUCGUCAAGUCCAACAUACUUCUCUCGGUAAAGGUGAUUGAUUCUCGAUGGACAAUGAACAUCCAGUUUCCAUCGGUGAGCGAGACGCAGAGUUUGCAGUGGUCCGGCAUGCAAGACUCUGUUCUACUACCAGUGGAGUCCAUAGCCCAGUUCUCAAAGCAUGGUCUCGGCAAGGUCGUGUUCAUUGCCUACAAUGGUGUCGAGGAUUUCUUGAGGCCGGAACCGAUGGCCAGGCAAGGCGUGGACAGCUACGUCAGUGAUGAUGGAUACAGUGAACAGACGAACAUCGUCUUCAACCCUGGCACACACGUUGUCAAUUCACGCGUAGUGGCUGCUUCGGUGGGUCGCCAUCGCAACAGCCAUCUUCCACAGCCCAUCACUGUCACCCUCAAGCAUCUGCAGGAAACUAAUGUCAGCAACCCUCAGUGCGUGUUCUGGAACUACGACAUGCAGACGUGGUCCACCGAAGGCUGCUGGGUGCACUUCUACAAUUCGACGCACACAACAUGCGCUUGCGAUCAUCUCACAAACUUUGCCGUCCUCAUGGAAGUGCAACCAGCCCAGGCAUACAGUACAAAUCCCAGGACGCUUAAGGUGAUCACAACUGUUGGAUGUGUCCUGGCAAGCCUUUUUCUUCUGGUGACCAUCAUACUACUUCACAUACUAAGCUUCAAAAAGAACGAUCGGCUCUGGAUUCACAGAAACCUCGCCCUGUGCCUGCUCAUCUCUGAAUUUGUCUUCAUCGGUGGCAUCAGCCAGACUCACCUGCCGGUCCUGUGCGGGGUCGUGGCUGGCCUCCUACACUAUUUCCUGCUGGUCGCCUUCGCCUGGAUGUUCCUCGAGGGGUUCCAGAUCUACACAGUCCUCAUGGAGCCCAUGGACGGUCACCGGUCGCGCCUGUGGUGGUUCUGCAGCCUGGCAUACAUCGCACCCGCUGUCAUAGUCUCCAUCGCGGCUAUCAUCGAUCCCUACAGCUUUGGCACCUCCAGCUACUGCUGGUUGGAGUCGCAAAACUACUUCAUCUUCAGCUUCGUCGGGCCCUGCGUGGGUGUUGUCUUCGGCUGUGUCAUCUUCCUGUGCAUCUCGGCCUGCGUGCUGUGUCACCAAGGGAGCACCACGACUGCUGUCAAGUGCAAGGAAGAAGCCAAGCUUCGCAGAGUUCGAAGCGACAUAUGGUGGGCUGUCUUUCUGGUGACAAUCAUGUCUCUUGCCUGGGGCUCCGGUAUCCUGUAUGUUGUCAAGUACACAGCCAUGUUUGCCUACUUGUUCUGCAUCUUCAACAGCCUACAGGGCGCCUACGUUCUCUUCUUCUGCUGCUGGAAGAACGAAGUGGUGCAAGAAGAAGUGCAGCGGGUCUUGAAAAAUGUUCCCUGGCUUCCCGAGUGCCUGCGACGUUCUUCCGGGAACGACGACAGCCCCCCGCCGCACGUGCUGUCCAACGGCACUGCAGCUCAGCUCAGUGUUGUCCAGCAGUCUUGGAACUCACAGGACAAAAAUUCUACAGUUACCCCAAAGUUCACCAUACCAGGUCACCAAUCUAUGGACAGAGUCAGCAACAACUGCAGCCUGGCAAUCGCUUCUCCCGAUGCUAGCAGCCACAUACUGGAGCAAGGGCAGAACAUCAAUGCCCUCAGCCAAGUGUCUGGUGGCACCCUGCACCGAAGCUCACCAAGCAACAACAUAAGUGGCAUCAACAGCCCCGAUCAGCUGCCCUCGCACCCCAACAAGCUCCAGCGUACACCAAGUCAUCUGAAGAGCGGCCAAGCGGCCCAGAACGGACCCCAUCACCGAACUUGGGCUCACAGCCGGAGGCCAGGACACUACUCGGAUUCUUCGAGUGUCUACAGUGCGUUUGCGGACCACAUCUAUGAGUCCAUCGACGGUGAUGCCUCCUCGGUCGAUCGACUGUCCGAUGUCCCUCCGCCGCCCGCGCCUCCCCAGUCUGAGGCCUUCUACGGAGACAUGUCCGACAUGAGCCAGCACUCUUCGUCCAGCUAUGGCUAUGACCAGCGACCGCUACUCGUCGCGCCACUGCCGGGAAAGUACCAGGCUACACCCCUGGCGCACGUCAUGCAGGGCUUCGCCAGGGACUAUGCUUCGUCUUCGCCAGAAACGCCGCGCUAUGGCACAGACCAGCAGCGGCAUUAUGGCUCUAGCCGUCGCAAGCAUGACAUCGUUGGUUUCAACGGGCCUCCCUACUCGCCAAAGAUGCUGUACGAGGUGGCCCUGGCUCAGAGGCUUGAGGACGCCCCAACAAACUUCUCCUCGGACUCGGGCAUGGUUGCCGAUAGCGAGGACUGCUGGGGCACAUCGCCGACUCUUCCGGACUUGUUGCAUGGCCCCGUUGAGAGCAACCCUGUGGUGAUGGCAGUGUUGGACGGUGAGAAAGUGGUGAGCAGGAUUCGUCCAGACGCAGUGAUGACGGGACCUUCGGAUCCGAGAUUGCAGCAGCAACAGCCACAGCAUCCGCAGCGAUACAACCUCAGCACGUACUGCUAACCGAAGUGGUGUGUGUGUGAUAUGCAUGUGCAGAUAGGCAGUGCGAAUUUUUUUUUUUUUUUUUUGCCGAGUUUGAAAUUCUUGUCGCAUAGGACUUUUAAGAAGCAAUCGUGUACUUAAUGGAGGGGGCUGGCACUUGUGAGGGACAAACUGUGUGUGUUCCCCAGUCCAUGUACCCGUCCACAAGUCGACUCUUCAGUGUCUCGAGAGAAGACGGGGAGAGACCGGUUCUGUGAAUCCUAGGCAUCUAGUCGUCGAAUACAAGAGUGAAGGGAGGAGUGCUAGUCGCUGGCGAGAGCAGAAUUGGUGCAGCCAUUCUUGCUCGCCGCCCGUGAUCGGAGCUAGGGCACGGAUGUCUCUCGACUACUUUAGUUCAAAGAAGAAAAUGACGAGAGACUGAGUGGUGCUUUUUGCUAUGAAGCCAGGUCAAAUCGACGGCUUUGUACAUUUAUUUUAAUUAUUUGCUGUAAGUACAAUGUAAAUCUAGGCUUUUUUCACGUAUUUAAACGUCCUUGUUUUGUGUUGUGUACUUUUUUUUAUUCCUCUAGGAAAACAUUGCAAGUGAACCCAGGCCAAGGCUCUUUUUUUUUGCUGUUGUUGAUGUUCUGUAAAUAAGGCGUGUGAGAGCUAUUUUCGCAGUUUCAUAAGUCACCCGCUUCUACAAGAAAAGCGUCACCAAAUCACUGACAGUGUUGUACAUAGUGUAACGGCUGAAGCAUUGGUCGCACACUCUAUUUUCUUGCUGCCACUUUUUGCGCAUGCAUGUCUGGCUUGCAACGCGUGACCUGCCCAACUUAACUAUUGCCGGUGUCAUAUGAGAUGCAUUUCUGGAAGCACAAAGGCCAAGUGAAAUAAAGGGAAAACAGAUUGCUUGGCUGAAGCAGCAUUCACAUCAUCUUUGAUCAUCAAAGUGUGCUGUCACCUAUUGCAUCUUGAAUAGUGCUCCCAUUGAAACAUUCCUGUAACCCCCUUAAAUUUGAAGUACACUAGCUAUCUACAGCAGCUUUUGUCUCGGAAUAUCAAUUCAACAUAUUUUCGGUAUGAGCCUGCACAGAUGUUUGCUGCUGUUCUGUGAUCCCAAUCAUUGCCUAAGUUAUUUGGAGAAAAAAACAUUUUGUGUCUCUGCAUUAAGGAGAGGUAUUUCUCGAAUGAUCCAAGACUGCCAGAAGCUGUUGUCAAUUUAAGACAGAAGUUUUUGUGUUGACCUCGUGUCUCAAACUGAUAGAGGACACACUGUUGGCAGUACGAGAGGCUAAGUGAAGUCGAAAGGUCUGUUGCCUUUCUAGCACUUGUUGUACAGAAGUGUGCCAAAUAAAAAUAAUGUUUAAAAUCUUGCAAA